GCAAGUCAAUUUAAACAGGUAUCAUCGGAAAACCCAUUAUUAUAACAGGCUUAGAUGACAUUGCUGCAUUUUGUUGGUAACCUGUUAAUUUUGCAAUGUCCUCAAAUGGAGUAAAUAAAUGCCCUUCACCUUUACUUAAGGCAGUAGUACAGUGGCUGCAGAGGUCAGGAAAUAUCAAAAAUGGAGUUUAGACUUUUUAUUGUUUCGCUUGCCUGCCUGUGCUGUUUAACACCGCCAGCCCUCGGCAGCGUCACUCUACUGAAGGCCGCAGCGGUAGCUAAGGGCGCUGCCCUACUGAAAGCAGCGGCAGUGGCUAAGGGCGCUGCCCUACUGAAAGCAGCGGCAGUGGCUAAGGGUGCGGCCCUAUUAGGAGCGGGGGCGCUUAUCAAAGGCGCGGCUAUUAAAGGAGCAAUUAAAGGCGCAGCAGCCAAAGGUGCAGCUAUCUUGGCAGCAAAGGGCGCCGCAGUGAAGGGCGCACUGGCAAUAGCAGCCAAGGCAGCCGACAUCGCGGUACACAAGCUACCCCCCGUCCAACCACCACCGGUAUUGGUGCAGCCGCUCCCCCCGCCAAUCGUUAUCCCAGCAAACACCAUCGCAGUCGAGACGGCCCCCUCCCUCCCCCCGGUGCUGAGCAGCCUCACCUCCCUAUUGGGUUCGGCCCACAGUGUGGUGCAGCAUAAGAUCGACGCUGUCAGCAACGCCCUCCAUCCUCCGCGCAUCAUCACUGCGCCUGCGCCUGUUUUAUACAAAGUCGCGGAACCGGCGCAAUUCUACCCUUUAAUCCAGAGGGUCGAGGAAGACUGCCUGUGA
Molecule: messenger RNA, 810 nt
Organism: Cydia fagiglandana
Lineage: Eukaryota; Metazoa; Arthropoda; Insecta; Lepidoptera; Tortricidae
Product: mRNA decay activator protein ZFP36L3-like
Exons: 5
Coding region: 181-810 (209 amino acids)
Source: RefSeq, a predicted model, not a curated record